AAACCUCUCUGGGCCUGAGUAGGUGUCCUCCCUGCUCUAGGAGGGAGGAUCAGUCUGCCCUGCUGGCUGGAGCUCUCUGUCUCCCUCCCUGGAGAACCGCUGCUGGCUAAGACCCCUUCUGGGAGCUGCUGCUGCUACCGCUGUGGGGAAGGGGGGGGGCUUUGCUGGCCUGCCCCAUUCCCACCCCUCUAGAGGAAGAAGCGAGGACCCCACCACCACCGUUGUCACCUCUUCUGCCUGGGUCCUUACCUGGCUGCUUCUUUGCCCACCACCAUCCAGCACUGUUUCCAGCAGCGAGCAAGGACUGGAGUGAGCCCCACAAGCACUGCUGAGGUGCAGGUGACCUCUAACGCCUUGCCAGCCUUGACCCUCGCCCCAGGGCACGCUGGGAGUUGUAGUCCCCACCCACAGUAGGCGAAAACCGGUCCUGCCCGGGAUCCCCGCCUGGCACCCUCCUGAGCCUCGCGCUCUUGGGGACCGACGAGCCCAGAGGGACAGCGGGGAGCGCGCCCCGCUCAGUCCCGCCAGAGAACGAGACCAGAGCGCCCAGAAUGCAUCGCGGCAGGAUGGCGGCUCGCCCAUUGUAUUGUGAAGGAGGACUACGGCCCCCAACAUGCACCGCGGGCCGGAACCGAUCCCGGGACUACAACUCCCGGCAUGCAGCGAGGCAGGCGUCUGCGCUAGGCCAAGCUCAGGGAGUCGACUGUCCGUGGGGCCGGGGCUGGCAUGAACCUAGAGCGGGUCUCCAACGAGGAGAAGCUCAACCUGUGCCGGAAAUACUACCUGGGUGGCUUUGCCCUUCUGCCCUUUCUCUGGCUGGUCAACGUGCUGUGGUUCUGCCAUGAGGCCUUCCUGGCACCCGCCUACACCGAGCAGCCGCAGAUCAAGAGUUAUGUCCAGCGCUCGGCCGUGGGGCUGCUGUUCUGGGUGAUCAUGCUGACCACAUGGGUCACCAUCUUCCAGACACACCGGGCCCGGUGGGGCGAGUUGGGCGACUACCUGUCCUUCACCAUCCCACUGGGCAUCCCCUGAUGGCGCCCGGCGUGCUCAGAGGACAUCCAAGAGGCCCCCUCCAGCUGGGACCAGCAGGGGUCACAUCCCUGCCCCUCCUGCUAGAGCUGCUGUUCCUGGCUGGGGGUGCUGGUCCUCCGUGUACCCAGUUCUGCCCUGUGAUCCCACCUGGGCUGUGCCCCCCACUCCAGGAGAAUCAAUAAAGCUGAGGCCCGUUUCACCCUG
Dermochelys coriacea (leatherback sea turtle) is the source of this 1236-nucleotide messenger RNA. It is a transcript of the gene PSENEN, whose product is annotated as presenilin enhancer, gamma-secretase subunit. Gene Ontology annotation, cellular component: gamma-secretase complex. Gene Ontology annotation, biological process: Notch receptor processing. The transcript has 5 exons. Lineage: Eukaryota; Metazoa; Chordata; Testudines; Dermochelyidae. The record is from RefSeq and is a predicted model, not a curated record. The coding region runs from base 727 to 1032 and encodes 101 amino acids.